CGCCACAAAUCAGGAAAUGAUAAGAACAUUGACAUGAGCGUUGUGUUUGGAAUUAAUUACAUAGAAAUUAUACUGUGAUUUUACCAUAACUAUAUUAGGUUAUUCGUUUUUUAAAUUGUCGAGAAUAUGUGCUAGGCAAUCGCUUCACUUGCAGUCCGGAAAAAGUUAAUUCUUCACUUUCAUCCAACUUUUCUCUUGUUGUCUUGGCUCUAACGUUGCUAAUUAACUAAACUGGGAGAUGUGUUGUUAAACUGCCUAUGUUUUUUAUUACCAUCCUCCUCUACAUGUUAACACUGUAUUGUUAUUAGAGGUGAGACUAGUUAACCCUUGGAGAUGGAGACCUUGGGAUCUCAAAAUCCUGAUUUGAGCUUGGUGCUUUCGUCCUGUGAGCCUGAGCUGCAGGAGCUGAUGCGGCAGAUAGACAUUAUGAUCAGUCAGCAGAGGACUCAGUGGGAAGCAGAGAUCCAGACCACUCAAGUCCAGCUGAAGACUGUCCAGGAGGAACUGUGUACCUCCAGAGAGCUGCUACAGAGGAAGGAGCUGGAGAUGUCGAUACUUCAAAAACAGCAAGAAUCUACAAAAACAGAACUUAUUUCAAAGUAUGAACUACAACUGCAAAAAGUCCGUGAAGAGUUAAAUAAAUUAAAGAGAAGUUACCAGAAACUUCAGCGCAAACAUGUGAAGCAAGACAGCACUGGAGCAAAAGACACAGACAGUUCAGAAGUGUCCAGACUCAAGGAGAAGAUUGAGGAACAUCAAAGGCGCUCCGCAGAUUGGGAACAACAGUGCGUCAAAUACCAAAAGCAACUCGUCACAUUAGAGACACAGAACAAGAGUCUGAUUCAAGAAAUCUCUCUUCUGAAAUCCCAAUGGUCACUGCCAAAGGAGCGGGAACACAAGGAGUGUUGUUCACAGCUACAGCGUCUUCGAGCUCAGCUGGAGAAAGCCCAAGACAGUCUUCAUUCUCAAGAGCUGGAGCUGGAGCGGCUGCGCCCUCUGGAGGUGUGGUUGGGACAGUACCAGAGGGAGAAAAGGGUGCAUGCUGAGGAAAGAGAGGAGCUCCACGCCACUCUGGACUCUCAGGAUUCAUUUUUACGACGUGCCAGUUUGGAGCGGCAGAGGUUUCAAAAUGAGGCUGAAAGACUCAAACAGCUGCUGCAGGCUAAAGAUCAAGUCAUACGCUCUCUGGAGGACUGUCUGGCGGCUCAUGGUGGUGCAGGAGUGGAGACCAUGAGGUUGGAUCUGGAGAAGACCACCGCCAAACUGCAGUGCGCUCAGACCAGUGAGGCUGAGCUCAGGGCUGAACUGUCAUGUCUGAAAGAGAAACUUGAGAUGAUGAGCAGACGGAAAGAGGACCAAUCAAAGACAGAGCAAGAACUGAAAAGUAUCAAAGCAGAAUAUGAGUCAUGCACUGCAGAAAUGAAAAAGUUGAGAGAGGAGCUUCAGCGGGCCCAGCAGACCCACAGUGGGGAGGUGGAGGGCAUGAGGCGAGAGGUGUCCAAGCUGACCAGUGAGCUCCACCAGAGGGACCGCACCAUCUCCACACACAGCGGCUCCCUGUGCAGCAUCCGGGAGCAGCUCAAAGGGGAGCAGCAGAGAUCAGAGCAGAGGACAACUCAGCUCAAAAUGACUCAGGCUCAACUGGACUCGCUGAAAGAAGAGAACCAGCAUCUGAAAAGUCUACUCCAGUGCCAGGAUUCUCAUUCACCCAAGAGAGAGGACCCAUCCCUGGCAGCUCUGAGGGACAGUUACAUUUCGUCACUAAGCAUUCUGGAGCAGGAGAAUCUACAGCUGAGGCAGGCGCUCGGGGACGUGCAGAGCCAACUAAGUGCCUCCAGUUCAAAAAGUCAAGAACUGCACGUUGCUGCUCAAAGGGACCAAACUGACCAAAGGAAAACCAGGGAACCUGGCAGUGGCUCCAGCCAUGAGGGGGAGAUCCAGCAACUAUUCAGUCGUCUGCAGGUCAAACCCCAAACCUCCACAGCACCGUCCCACAGCAGCUCUCAGGACAGCCGGACCCAGUCUCCAGCCCGGUCACGGCCCUCCUCUUCCAACUCCUCCGAACUGAACCUGGGCAGGAGGAACUCGGCCUCCAGUGACUCUGCUGCUGAGGGCCCGGGCUCUGCACAUUCAAAUACAAGAGAGAGGGCCAUAGGGGCAGAGUCUCCUUCUGGUGGGAUGGUUUCUCGGUUCCUGGAGGAGGAGAGCCAAAGGUCCAAAGAGCUGCUGCAGAUACUGGACUCUCACAUCCAAAAUAUGACGGAGAACAAUACAAGGACUGUGUCUAAGUACCUGCCCAGUGCCAUCGUAACAUUGGAACCUACUGCUACAAACAGUUAGUGAUUGAAAACUGAGCAGGACAAGAUGAAGUGCUUAAUAAAUAUUCCUGACAAGAGAAGAACACAUGCAUGUAUUUUAUUAUCUUGUUAUUGCAUUUUGAACUGACAUUUCAACCAAUGCAUUUUGCUUAAUAUCCACAGUAUUUGAAACUUUAAUAAAAACACAAGAUGUA
This is a messenger RNA of Boleophthalmus pectinirostris (great blue-spotted mudskipper), 2512 nucleotides long. It is a transcript of the gene cep63, whose product is annotated as centrosomal protein 63. The record is from RefSeq and is a predicted model, not a curated record. The transcript has 14 exons. Gene Ontology annotation, cellular component: centriole. Lineage: Eukaryota; Metazoa; Chordata; Actinopteri; Gobiiformes; Gobiidae. Bases 334 to 2340 code for a protein of 668 amino acids. Gene Ontology annotation, biological process: centriole replication; de novo centriole assembly involved in multi-ciliated epithelial cell differentiation.